GAGGUUUCUGGCUCGUGAACAAACUGCAAAGCUGGAAACAGAUGGUAGAUAUUACGAUAUCGGGUAAACAGCUUACAGAAAUUAAAUCUGAGAAUAUUAGUCGGGAGAACAGACAUUUGAAAAUGUGUAUGGAGCGUGGUCGCCUUCCCAGGGAUUACGUCAUUAAAGAAAACCGGCUCUCGGCUCUCCCAGAAGCUAUCAAACGCUAACAGCUCCUCUGCGGGGGCUGAGGCACUGUGCCCAUCUCUCCCUUUCCGUGCUGAGAUUUUUGUCUGCCUUGAGCUUGCUUUCGCACCACUGUGAGUUCGUACAUGCCCCGCUGCGUCAGGAAAACGCGGUUUCCUUGGUGAUGCCCGCUCUCUCUGGCUCUUAUGUUCUUCUGUCCUCUUCUGCGGAGACCCGUGAACUGUUGGAGGAGGCGAUGCGAUUCAGAUGUCCCAGGCACCCACGCACUGCAGUGUUACAGCUACGAGCACACCUACUUCGGGCCCUUCGACCUCAGCGCCAUCAAGCUCCCCAGUGUCUCUUGUCCUCAAGGGUGCUCUGAGGUGGUCUUGACGCUGGAUACCGGUUACCGCAGCCUGGUGACAAUGGUCCGAAAAGGAUGCUGGACGGGCCCCACUACCGGCCCCAUGCAGACCAACCAGGAUGCUCUGCCUCCCGACUACGCGGUGGUCCGCGGUUGUGCUACUGACUACUGCAACAGCGACCUCAAGACUCACGAUGCCCUUCCCAACCUGAGCCAAGCGCCUAACCCACCGACGCUCAGUGGCACCGAGUGCUAUGCCUGCUUAGGGACUCACCCUGAAGACUGUUCCCCUGAGAAGUCCCGACGGGUCCAGUGCCACCAGGACCAGAGCGCCUGUUUUCAGGGCAACGGCCGGAUGACCAUUGGCAACUUCUCGGUGCCUGUGUACAUCCGAACCUGCCACCGGCCCUCUUGCACCACCAUGGGCACCACCAGCCCCUGGACGUCCAUCGACCUGCAGGGCUACUGCUGCGAGGGCCACCUCUGCAACAAGGCCUCGGUGACACAGACCCUCCCUGGUGCCACGUCCUCUGCCCUUCCCCGGGCUCCCGGAAUCCUGACCCUGGUGAUCACUGCUCCGCUACUGGCCAUCACUCUGGGGGUGUCUCUCGGGCUCCCUGCAUAGACAGUGCCUCCAGUUCGCUCUGCUUCUCAUGGCUCCAGCACCUGGUGAGGGCUCCUUUUAAAAAUGCCGUGAAAAUAAGCCACACUCCCUGUCCCUCCAGUCACUACCUUCCACCCCACUCUCUGUCCCUCCUUACUGCCACCAGCCCCGCCUCCUGACGGCCCAUCAUUGGUGCAUUGAAUGAGGUCCAACCAGCUUUCAAUAGUGCCAUCCCCUGGUCACCAAGCCUUCAAUACAUGAGCCUUUUGUGACCCCUCACAGCAAAACAUGCCACUCACCUUAAAAACCCACUUCUAGCAAGGAUAGUGGUAACCCCAGCCUGUUGACCCAGCACCCAGGAGGCUGAAGCAGGAGGACUGCUACUUCAAGGCCAAGCUGGACUACAUUACAAGUUCAAGUCAUUGCAAGUUCAAGUCCACCCUGAACUACAGUGUGAGACCUUUUCAGGCACCACCUUUAAUCUCAGCACCACAGAGGCAGAGGCAGGUCUGAGCUUGAGUUCAACCUGGUCUUGAGUUCCAGUAAAGCUAAGACUACAUAGUGAGGCUAUUUCAAACAAAAGAAAGAAACAAAGAAACAAAGAAGAGGAAGGAAAGGGAAAACACCCCCACCCCACCCCACCCCACCCCACCCCACCCCACUCCACCCCUGCCCUUUUCUGUGUUUCUCUAAAGCAGAGUUGAAAUCCAUAAUACAACUCUGCAGUCCCUCUUGGGUCUAUCACCACGACAGAAAUUGGUCCAUAUGCUCCCCCACACUAUAUAGACUAGUAGGGCAGUUCAUAGUAGCUACAAACUGGAAAUGACCCAAAUAAAUAUGAACAGUCAAAUAGGAUGAGAAGACUGUGAUCUAACCACAAAAUGGAGUACUAUGCAACAGUGAAAAAUGGCAACUGACAGUUACCUCCAGUGUCUGUGAAAGAAUCUCACAAAAAACAGUGUUGUGCAAAAUAAUAAAGACACAUAAUAGAGCAGGUUAUAUGACUUCAUUCAAACAACGUAUGGAGGUUGCUAAGAGCUAGUAUUUGCAAUUAGAAGAGAGAAGAGUGACUGUCUUUGGGAACAAGUAACCAGAAGAGGAAAUAUGGGUGUCGGGGGGUCUAGAUGUUGAGUUAUGGGAUCUAAGAACUUACUGAUCCAGUUCCCCCCCCCAUUAAUCUUUUUGUUGCUGUUUUCUUUUGUUUUGAAAGAAACAUGUAGCCCAGGCUAGCCUCAAACUCGUUGGUAUAACUUAGGAUCAUACGGUACUCCUGAUCCCUUCACCUAUUGCCAAUUGCUGGGAUUGCAUGUGGGAUCCAUCACGCCUGUCUUUUCUCAUCUUCCCACAGGAAUGUUAUUUGCAAUAAAAGGUUUUAAAAGUG
Molecule: messenger RNA, 2514 nt
Organism: Rattus norvegicus (Norway rat)
Lineage: Eukaryota; Metazoa; Chordata; Mammalia; Rodentia; Muridae
Source: RefSeq, a predicted model, not a curated record